Molecule: messenger RNA, 426 nt
Organism: Chanos chanos (milkfish)
Lineage: Eukaryota; Metazoa; Chordata; Actinopteri; Gonorynchiformes; Chanidae
Product: transmembrane protein 80-like
Exons: 5
Coding region: 1-426 (141 amino acids)
Biological process (GO): non-motile cilium assembly
Cellular component (GO): ciliary transition zone
Source: RefSeq, a predicted model, not a curated record
AUGGCGCUGUCCUCUGUCCUUCUGCAAAUGCUGCUGUACUUCUCAGCAUUCUAUUUCCUGUUCUACUUCCUGUCAUCUCUGGGCCUCAUCAUCUACAAGUGCCAAGUGCUGAGUUACCCUGAUGAUAAUCUGGUGUUGGAUCUGGGUUUGCUUUUCCUCCUGGCUGUUCUGGAGGUUCUGCGUGUGUACUGGGGAAUGAGAGGGAACCUGCAGGAGAGUGAGGGCUAUGUUGGGGCGAGUCUCAUAAGCACGGUUGCCACGGUGCUCCUGGCCGUCUAUUUCACCGUGUGGCAGUCGUAUGUGUUGAGAGCUGACCUGAUCAUCAGCUCUAUUCUGCUGUGUGUGUAUGGAGUGACCGGCGUGUUUGGACUGAUCACUCUGGCCAGAUUCACCAGUUUGUGGAUCGUAUCGGUGAGAAACACCUGA